AAGUCGUCAUUCACUCUAAACCCCCCAAACUUUUAUGAAAACACUAUAAACCCUACAUCCCUUUGCUCCAAAAACGCCACUAUCUCUACCAUCAGCAAAUUGUUUCAAUGUUUGGGUGCAGAAGCUUGUUAAAGCAAAUCAAAAAGAAAAAGAGAAGAAAACCCCACAAAUUCAACCCAAAAACUCACAAACAAAACCCUAAUUCAACACAACAACAAGAUUUACCUACAGAAGAUGGAUUCAGCUUAAAAAAUUCAUACCCAUCACACAACUAUGGAGUUCAACCACUGGGAAACUUCUACUUCAGCUCAUCUCCACACAACUCAAGAAACACAGGCUUAGGUAACAUUCAAACCCUAACUGAUGAACUAGUUCUUGACAUUUUAGGCCUUCUAGAAGCUACCCAUUUGGGGAUAUUAUCAACUGUAAGCAAAUCUUUUUAUGUGUUUUGUAAUCAUGAACCCCUUUGGAGGAAUCUUGUGUUGGAUAAUUGUGAUGAUGAUGGGUUUUUGUUUAAAGGGUCUUGGAAAUCCACUUUUGUUGCUGGUAAUUAUCCUUCUUUUGAUGUGUUAAAGGUUGUUGGAUCUUUAGGGUUUAAAGUUAAAGAUUUUUAUUCUGAUUAUUUGUUUCAAAGUUGGCUUUGUGCUAACCUUGAAAUGAAACAUGAGUGGUUGGAAAGAGAUAAUAUUGUUAGAAGAAAAGGGAUUUCUGUUGAUGAGUUUGUGUCGGGUUUCGAGACGCCGAAUAAGCCGGUUUUGUUAGAAGGGUGUUUGGAUAACUGGCCUGCAUUGAAGAAAUGGGAUAGGGAUUAUUUAGUGGAAGUUUGUGGUGAUAAUCGGUUUGCGGUUGGACCGACGCAAAUGACGUUAACGGAUUACUUUGCGUACUCUAGUCAAGCGCAAGAAGAACGACCGUUGUAUCUUUUUGACCCGAAAUUUGCGAAUAAAGUUCCUCAAUUGGGUCGAGAUUACGAAGUUCCGGUUUAUUUCAAUGAGGAUUUGUUUAAUGUUUUGGGCGAUGAGAGACCGGAUUAUAGGUGGAUUAUCAUCGGACCAGCAGGGUCAGGUUCGUCAUUUCACAUUGAUCCUAAUUCGACGUCAGCUUGGAACGCGGUUGUGAAGGGUUCAAAGAAAUGGGUUUUGUUUCCGCCGGAUGUGGUGCCACCAGGGGUGUACCCGAGCUCAGAUGGUGCUGAGGUGGCGUGUCCUGUGUCGAUAACCGAGUGGUUCAUGAACUUCUAUGAGUCGACUAAAACAUGGAAAAAGAAACCUGUUGAGUGUGUCUGCAAAGCGGGUGAAGUGAUUUUUGUGCCUAAUGGAUGGUGGCAUUUGGUUAUAAACCUCGAAGAUUCUAUCGCGAUUACACAGAAUUUUGUUAGCAGGAGGAAUUUAUUAAAUGUGUUGGAUUUUCUAAAAAAACCAAAUGCAAGCACACUUGUGUCAGGAACACGCGACCGAGUGAAUCUACAUGACAAGUUCAAGAAAGCCAUUGAAGAAUCUUUCCCGGGGACCAUUGAGGAGCUGGUGAAGAAUGCGGAGAAGAAAAAGGCGGAGCUGGAGAAACCGUCUUUCUGGGAUUCGGUAAAAGACUCCAAUUCGGGAGGCUUCAAGUUUUCAUUUUAGAGAAAUGGUAUUUAUUCAUCCACAUAAUAUCUUUCCCGGGACCAUUGUUUCAUCUUUUCUUUUGUAAUUUGGAUUCAAGAGCAUUUUUGGAUUUGUAACAUUGUUGAAAUUUUGAUAGAAAGAUAAAUUAUUAGCUGCAUUUGGUUAUGAUGAUAUACUGUAUCGUCGUCGAUUCA
Helianthus annuus (common sunflower) is the source of this 1798-nucleotide messenger RNA. RefSeq names its product F-box protein At5g06550. Gene Ontology annotation, molecular function: protein binding; cis-regulatory region sequence-specific DNA binding. Bases 108 to 1622 code for a protein of 504 amino acids. Lineage: Eukaryota; Viridiplantae; Streptophyta; Magnoliopsida; Asterales; Asteraceae. Gene Ontology annotation, cellular component: nucleus. The transcript has 2 exons. The record is from RefSeq and is a predicted model, not a curated record.